GUUAGCCUGUGCCUCCAAGCUGCCAUGCCCGGCGCCGGCCGGGGCCAAGUGGCUUUUUGAUUGCGUAUGCCUGUCAACCUCCACUGCUUUGCUCCGUGUCACGUCAACACCACCUGGGCACUGGGGCCUGGGCAGACAGCUUGACAGGGCCGCCUCUUUUGGCUUUAGCCUGCCCGUGGCUUCGUCCGCACUGGCCGGCCGCAGUCCUCAGCUAAGCUUGCUGUUAACCGUAGCCUUGCCAUCAUUCAGCGCAACACCGAAUCAGGGGGAAAUCUUUCCCACCAGGACGCAAGGUCGACAAAUAUCUACGCGACAUCAUCGCCAGGCCCACCAUGGGCACCACGAUGUCAGUCAUAAAGACCUUGAUCGUGCCUGCCAUCAUCUCGCUCAUUCUCUUCCUCGUUUCGACCUACGUUGCCAUCCCGCUCUGGCGCAGAUGGCGCAGUCGCUAUAGCCAAUAUCUGCCUCUCGAUACCAUAUCGACCUCGACCGUGUCAUUACGACACCGCGUGCAAAAUGCGAUUGCCAGGAUGAUGGUCCCGUCAACCUGGCGGCGGAAUGCUCAUGAACGACUCGUCAUCGCGACCGACGCUUCCGAAGACGGUUAUUCGUCAGAAGAUGGAGAGGAGCUUGGGGAGGUUGGUGAAGAUACCCGGAGAGCUUUGUCAGAAGAUGCUCGGCGAGACAGACAUGGUAGCACGAGACGCUUGGGUAGAGAGUGAGUCGAGCAAUUCUCCCCGCCUCCCUGUUUUUAGUCGCCUGGCCUUGUAACUAACACAUGUGUCUCUGCGCCAGCCUGGAAGAGGGCUUUAGAGACG
This is a messenger RNA of Colletotrichum phormii, 818 nucleotides long. RefSeq lists its product as uncharacterized. The transcript is spliced from 2 exons. Lineage: Eukaryota; Fungi; Ascomycota; Sordariomycetes; Glomerellales; Glomerellaceae. The coding region runs from base 333 to 722 and encodes 129 amino acids. The record is from RefSeq and is a predicted model, not a curated record.